CGUGACAAGAAUGGGCAAAGUGACAUGGGUUGGGCUAUAUCUUGACCCCAACAGGAAAAUUCUAUAUCUACCACUGGCUGAUGUGUGUCUAAAGAGCCAAGAAUCAUAAACGCGUUUGGAAGACUUGUUGCCAAAAGUAUAGAAGACAAACGAAUCUUGUUUCUGCAGAAACUUGUAGGUAAACACUGAUGCCAUCUUAUUCACACCAGUAACAACCAAAAAACCCUACAGUAAAAGACAUUAAAGAAAAUAGAAGCUUUAACCCUACAAGCAUUUCCCAAAUUAGAUCGAAAGGGAUUUGACAGCUGCAAAAUGAAUUUAAUAAUAAAUAUUGGAAAUUGAAAUCGCAUGUUUGGUAGGAGUAUGAGGUUUUUAAUUAAACCAACUGCAUAAAUUUAAACCUAGCAGUUCUGAAAUCUCAGAGACAUGGCUACUAGUACUUAUUUAUUCUUCACUUUGAUCAUUGCCAGUUCUUUGUGCUCAUUCGGAGUUUCUAGGGUGGAACCUCAGAAAGUUACUCUCUCAGUUUACUAUGAAACUCUAUGUCCCUAUUGUGCUACUUUCAUCGAAACAAAUCUUGCUCGAAUUUUCGCCAAGGGUCUCAUCACCAUUCUCAAUCUCAGGCUGGUUCCUUGGGGAAAUGCUUCUACAGCCACGUUUUGUCAGCACGGACCAGAUGUGUGCAAGCUAAAUUCUCUGGAAGCUUGUGCGCUCGAUGUUUUACAAGAUGUGCUUGAACAAAAAUAUGCGAAUGAAACCACUCACCUCAGUCCGCCUCUUAAGUUCGUUCCAUGGCUGGUUCUGAAUAAUCAACCGAUUGGAAAUGUUGGUAACAGGACUAUGAAAAUUUCGCUUCCUACGUUUGCAAGGCUUACAAAGGUGCCGCCUUGCCGAUGGCCUGCCAAUCAGAGUACUCUAUCGCCACAGAAAUCAAUUUCUCAGCUUGCUUAAUUACUUGACUCUAUUGAGCUCAUAAGUCAAAUAUUACAUUAGCAUUUAGAAGUUUUAAGGGAUAAAUAAAUUCUCAAACCGACUGCUUUGUGCUGCAAUGGAAUGUCAAGUGCAUGACAAUCUAUCUGCCUUACCAUAUUUUAGACAGAAAAAAGCCCAGUUACUUUGAGACAAAGGUAAUCAAUCAGAUUAUAAUUUCAAAAGCAUCAAAAUAUGAACUUCAUAGAUCACUUUGCCAGUUCUUAUCACUAAAAAUAUAUACACUUUCAAUCCCAUGUAUACCUGCUGACAUGGAAUACCAAAUUCAUGAGAAAGUGACAUAUAACAA
This is a messenger RNA of Malus domestica (apple), 1279 nucleotides long. The record is from RefSeq and is a predicted model, not a curated record. Lineage: Eukaryota; Viridiplantae; Streptophyta; Magnoliopsida; Rosales; Rosaceae.